AUGGAUGAAUUCAAAUCGAAUUCAGAGCGUCCACAAACCUCUCACAUUCUCAAUUAAUUGAAAUUUUUGAGACGCAAUCUUGUCAAAUAACCAUAAAAACCACAUAAAUCUACAAGGUCACACUUCGUACCAGCUGACAUUAAUAACAUGAAAUAUGUAUAAUCCCCUAAACAAAUCUUCGGAAAUAUCUCUUCAUCAUUAACAUCCUUUAAAGGCAAAACCAUAUCUUAAAGUCAAAUAUAAUAUGACGAAUCCUACUUGAAUAGAUUGCUCCCAAAAGAAACAAUCAGGAAUCUGAAUAAUUAAACAAAAAAAACUAAUACAUUCUUCCCAUUGUUCCAACAACCAUAAGGAAGAAUGAAAACAGAUUGGAUAAACUCAAAAUAUAGAUUAUUUUGA
This is a messenger RNA of Paramecium pentaurelia, 399 nucleotides long. The record is from the annotation of a GenBank genome assembly. Lineage: Eukaryota; Ciliophora; Oligohymenophorea; Peniculida; Parameciidae.